Molecule: messenger RNA, 987 nt
Organism: Monoraphidium neglectum
Lineage: Eukaryota; Viridiplantae; Chlorophyta; Chlorophyceae; Sphaeropleales; Selenastraceae
Exons: 7
Coding region: 1-987 (328 amino acids)
Source: RefSeq, a predicted model, not a curated record
AUGGCGGAGCGCCACGAAGACAUGAAGCAGCGCAUCCGGGAGGCGCGCGCGUCCAUUGAGCACAAGCACAGGCUCGCGUCGCUGCAGGUCGGCUCUGAGUUCUCCGCCAACCCCUCAGAGCAGCAGCGCCAGCUCGAGGCGCUGCGCGUGCUGGACGCCGCCCUCGACAGCCUCACAGCCGAGGACAGGGUCGACUUCUCGGGGCUCAACUUCCAUGCGUACCACCCAGACACGCCCCCGAUGGCCGGCGGCGGCGGCGGCGGGCCCGCGGCGGUGGCGACGAUGGGGGAUGGGGUCGGGUACGUGUCGGACGACGGCUGCCUGCACGUAGUGGCGGACCGCCACACGCUCAGGGACGUGCUCCUGGCCCUGGACAUGGACCGCGCGCGCGUGCUGACGCGCGUGACCAUGUUCUGGCUGCGCCGCGUGCGCGACCUCACGCCGGCGCUGACCAAGCUGCUGGGGGUGCAGAACGUGUGGUGCGACACGCGGACGGAGCAGAACAGCCAGAACUUUGUGAUCUGGGCCGGAUACGUGCUGGAGCAGCGGCACGACGUGGAGGUGGCUGUCGCGAGGCGGCGCUUCACCUUCUCCCUGCUGGUCCACUCGGACAGCUCCAGCCCCAUGAUCGACUUCAGCGCAAAGAGCUCCAUCCUGCAGGCACGCUGGGUGCGAUCUGACUGCCCCCCCAAGCAGCUGGUGGAGUUUUUGGUCAGCGACGGCAGCAUGCUGGCGGAUCAGGCGGCCGCGGCGGUGCAGGUGGGCCUGCAGGAGGAGCACGCCCUGCUGGAGCAGAUCCGCUCAGCCUUCGGCGCCAAGCACGUCGUGCGCGUCUGCGGCGCGGCCAGCGACGGCUCGGCGGUGCUGGAGGGCGCGCGGCGGCUGCUGGAGAAUGCUGAGGCGAUCAAGGGCAGCGGCGUCGAUCUCAGGGGCGCCAGCCUCGCGAUCGAUGAUUGCUACGAGGUCUGGGGCAGCGGCCACAGCUGA